CUCUCAGUUCCCACAGAGUAGUAGCCCGACCUGCCAAAGCUGAGCCUCCGGGGCUCUUCCUGGCCUCAACUCAGCCCUCUGUCCCUCACCCCAAUGAGAGGGGAGCUAGGUGCGGGUCUCUAAGCUGAGCGUUGAGGUCAUUUAACCAAUAAACAGACUGUGACCUCUGCACCUACGCUCUCCAUGCUGAACCAAGAUGGGGAAUGGAAAAGACGAAGAUUAUAAUUUUGUCUUCAAGGUGGUGCUGAUCGGCGAGUCAGGCGUGGGCAAGACCAAUCUGCUGUCCCGGUUCACCCGCAAUGAGUUCAGCCAUGAUAGCCGUACCACCAUCGGGGUUGAGUUCUCCACCCGCACUGUAAUGCUGGGCACCGCUGCUGUCAAGGCACAGAUCUGGGACACAGCUGGCCUGGAGCGAUACAGAGCCAUCACCUCUGCGUACUACCGAGGGGCGGUAGGGGCACUCCUGGUAUUCGACCUAACGAAGCACCAGACCUACGCUGUUGUGGAGCGCUGGUUGAAGGAGCUCUAUGACCAUGCUGAAGCCACUAUUGUUGUCAUGCUCGUGGGGAACAAAAGUGACCUCAGCCAGGCCCGGGAGGUGCCCACUGAGGAGGCCUGCAUGUUUGCUGAAAACAAUGGUCUGCUGUUCCUGGAGACCUCAGCCCUGGACUCCACCAAUGUUGAGCUAGCCUUUGAGACUGUCCUCAAAGAGAUCUUCGCAAAGGUGUCCAAGCAGAGACAGAACAGCACCCGGACCAAUGCCAUCACCCUGGGUAAUGCCCAAGCUGGACAAGAUUCUGGCCCUGGGGAGAAGAAGGCUUGCUGCAUUAACCUUUGACCUCAGCCAUGGUCAACCCCGUGUCCCUGCCUUCAGCCUUCCGGUACCCCUCCACCUCUACUGCAGGACUUCUCCCUACCCUUGAGUCCUGUUCCUAAGCACCCAGGGGCAUCAUGCCCUACCACAUGUCUCUAUCAUGUGUCCACAGCCCUCACAGGCUAGGGCCCUCAAAUAAAGCUGUUUUGUAUCAUG
Molecule: messenger RNA, 1030 nt
Organism: Onychomys torridus (southern grasshopper mouse)
Lineage: Eukaryota; Metazoa; Chordata; Mammalia; Rodentia; Cricetidae
Gene: Rab25
Product: RAB25, member RAS oncogene family
Exons: 5
Coding region: 197-838 (213 amino acids)
Biological process (GO): exocytosis
Cellular component (GO): recycling endosome
Molecular function (GO): GTP binding; GTPase activity
Source: RefSeq, a predicted model, not a curated record